This is a messenger RNA of Eucalyptus grandis, 1562 nucleotides long. Its product is annotated as polycomb group protein FERTILIZATION-INDEPENDENT ENDOSPERM. Gene Ontology annotation, molecular function: nucleosome binding; protein binding. Gene Ontology annotation, biological process: negative regulation of transcription by RNA polymerase II. NCBI's taxonomy places the organism in Eukaryota, Viridiplantae, Streptophyta, Magnoliopsida, Myrtales, Myrtaceae. The record is from RefSeq and is marked provisional. Gene Ontology annotation, cellular component: ESC/E(Z) complex.
CUCGUUCGCCGUUCGGCGUCUUCACCGGCGGCGCGCGCCGCACUGCGUACCCACCGGCUGUCGCGUUCUCGCGGAUCGAACUCGAGGAAAAGGCAUCGGCGGCGGAUCGGGGCAAAUGGCGAAGAUCGCGCCCGGGUGCGAACCGGUGGCGGGGACGCUGACCCCGUCGAAGAAGAGGGAGUACAGGGUCACCAACAGGCUCCAGGAGGGGAAGCGUCCCCUCUACGCCGUCGUCUUCAACUUCAUCGACUCCCGCUACUUCAACGUCUUCGCCACCGUCGGCGGCAACCGGGUUACUGUUUAUCAGUGUCUCGAAGGGGGAGUAAUAGCUGUGUUGCAGUCAUACAUUGAUGAAGAUAAGGACGAGUCGUUUUACACGGUCAGCUGGGCGUGCAAUAUCGAUAGAACCCCGUUUGUGGUGGCGGGAGGAAUCAAUGGUAUCAUCCGUGUAAUUGAUGCUGGCAAUGAGAAGAUACACAGGAGUUUUGUAGGCCAUGGGGAUUCAAUAAAUGAAAUCAGGACUCAACCAUUGAACCCAUCCCUCAUCGUGUCUGCUAGCAAAGAUGAAUCCGUUAGGCUCUGGAACGUUCAUACGGGAAUUUGUAUCCUGAUAUUUGCUGGAGCUGGGGGUCAUCGCAAUGAAGUUUUGAGUGUGGACUUCCAUCCUUCCGACAAGUACCGUAUUGCAAGUUGUGGUAUGGACAAUACGGUUAAAAUCUGGUCAAUGAAAGAGUUCUGGACAUAUGUGGAGAAGUCAUUUACAUGGACAGAUCUUCCAUCGAAGUUUCCCACCAAAUACGUGCAGUUUCCAGUUUUCAUAGCUCCAGUUCAUUCAAACUAUGUUGACUGCAACAGGUGGCUUGGUGAUUUUGUUCUGUCAAAGAGUGUUGACAACGAGAUUGUGCUUUGGGAACCCAAAAUGAAGGAACAAUCUCCGGGAGAGGGGUCGGUGGAUAUCCUUCAGAAAUAUCCAGUUCCAGAGUGUGACAUUUGGUUCAUCAAAUUUUCCUGUGACUUUCAUUAUCACUCAAUUGCUAUAGGAAAUAGGGAAGGGAAGAUCUACGUAUGGGAGCUGCAGAGUAGCCCUCCUGUUCUAAUUGCAAAGUUGUCUCAUCCCCAAUCAAAAUCCCCAAUCAGACAGACUGCCAUGUCAUUUGAUGGGAGCACAAUCCUGAGCUGCUGUGAGGAUGGUACUAUAUGGCGCUGGGAUGCAAUUACGGCAUCAACAUCCUAAGCCUUCCAUGGCAGAUGGACUGGAGAACUCCGUUAGUAAUUAUGAAUCCCUCUUGUGUGGGCAUGUUCCCCACCAUGUAUCAGCUGAAUGGGAGCUGCUUCAACCUCUUAUCUCGAUGGAUACUCGAAUAGCAUCACCGCACAGAUGCAAGCGGACAACUGCUUUUUCGUAACGAAGAAAGCAAGUGGAUGAUUUGGUUGUGCAUCAGUCUGAACGAUUUAUGAAGUUACUUUUUGGUGUCAAAUGUACUCUCCGUGAAUCAUUUCACUUCGCAAACUGGGAUUUGUACCCUAGAAACAUCCAGUUUAAUCUACCUUAACUUCCCAGA